Molecule: messenger RNA, 1710 nt
Organism: Aspergillus alliaceus
Lineage: Eukaryota; Fungi; Ascomycota; Eurotiomycetes; Eurotiales; Aspergillaceae
Product: Zn(II)2Cys6 transcription factor
Exons: 7
Coding region: 1-1710 (569 amino acids)
Biological process (GO): regulation of DNA-templated transcription
Molecular function (GO): DNA-binding transcription factor activity, RNA polymerase II-specific; zinc ion binding
Source: RefSeq, a predicted model, not a curated record
AUGGCAUCGCACCCACCGGGGAGGCUGCUCCUGUCUGCACCUUCGACUGGGCUUCCUCGAAGUGAGAAUGCCAUUCGGACACGUACCAAGAAGGCCCCGGUAGCUUGCACAGAAUGCCGCAAACGCAGAAUGAAGGCACGUGUACCGUGUGACCGUUGCCAACAUAGCCAGGCAACCUGUAUCCUCGACGAGUAUAGUGAUGGCCGCCGCAAGGCCGGCAUCGAACGCAGGCUGGAGGCUUUGGAGCGAGAUCGCUGCUUACUAAUGGGAUUGGUGGGAAGUAUUCGCAACGAUAAUGAACAUGAGCUUAAUAGAGCCUUGGAUUCUAUCCGGAGGAACGACUCGUUGGAUGAAAUCCGGCAGUCUCUUGCUGAAAGUCAGACCCCAGGAGAGUUGGAGCAUGGUCAGCAAGAAUUACAUGACGAUCCUCUCUACCGUGUACCAGCACAGCCAUGGACGUCAGUGACGGAUGAUAACAAUUAUGUUUCACAUCUUAUAUCGUUAUAUUUUACAUGGAACCACCCCGUGCAAAGCUGGAUUGACCGUAAUUUGUUCGUCAGAGACAUGCAGAGUGGUUGCACGGACUCUCUGUUCUGCUCUGCAUUUCUCGUUAAUGCCCUUCUUGCCGUUGCCUCUUUUUACUCAAAUUCACCGAUUCUGAGUACUCUAUCAACGUCUCCUCGUCCCGGAGGACUGGAAUUUUAUAAUGAGGCGAAGUGGCACUUAGAUCAGGAAGAAGGCAAACUUUCCUUGGCGGGUUUUCAAGGCCGUUGUGCGAUGUAUAUCAGUACAUGCGGCAUGGGAAAGAAUAUGCUGGGUUGGCAGUAUUUGGUGGAGAUUGCUGACUGUGCCCAAGAGUUGAUGAUUAGACGGAACACACUCAUUGCGAGAGCGAGGGAGCAGGAUCAAGAAAUCUCUCGAGCUCUGAACGUAGCAAUCAUUGGUUCGCUCAGCGUACCUCCUGUCGCUUUUGCUAGCCUCCACCAACUGUCUAUAAUGCCAGAGCCCACGUGUGAGCGGCCGCCUCAAGACCAUAGUGAAGGGGACAUGUGGUUUCCGUAUCCGUUAAAGUCUGAUUCCGUGUCAACGCACGGUAACUGCGUGACUAAUGCCUUGUUUAACUUACAGCUCAUUCUGUGGGAUGUUUCUAACAGCCUCUUUGGAGCUAGCGGGCAGCAACUUCGUUCCAGCAGUGAGGACAUGGCCAACGCCUUUAAACAGCGUCUAGAGGAAUGGGCUCUCCAGAUCCCUGAAUGUGCAAUGUUGGAAACCGGCAGACCAACCCCGGCAAUACUUGAUAUGCACAUGAGAUACCAUAAUGCCAUAAUUUCUAUAUUUGAUGGUAUCGGUGUUUCCAUAAAUAUUAGUGAACUAAAUACGUUGCGGACUGGUAUUGGCAAUAUCCGUGUGUCUGCGGCCCGUACGUUAUCCCUCUUACUUGGGCUUCAUACAUCUUAUUGGCCCGCAAUCUAUAUGCCGUUGAAUUAUAUUCAUUACGCAAAAGUUGCGCUGUUGACUUUACUCGACGAUCUUGACAACGAGGAAAGUACAGGGUCAUUUGUGAGCUCCUUUACUGCUCUUCAUACAUGGGCAGGUCGGUUGCCUUUAGCAAAAGAUGUGCUACAAGAUAUCCAAUUGAAAGCUACUCAGUGUGAAUUAGAACUACCGCGAGAGAUCACUAGUUUAUCCUCGCUUGGCGAAAACAGUUGA